AUGAAAAAGGCUGAGUCGGCCAUCGAUGACAUGAAAGGAGUGAAUCCGAGUGCAGACAUCACUGCACUUAAGCUCGACUUGUCUUCAUUCAAAUCCGUUCGUCAGUUCGCCGAUGAGCUGAAGGCCAGGGAGUCUGCGGUCGACAUACUUAUCAAUAACGCCGGUAUAUAUCAGUGCCCGGAAUGGGAGACCAUAGACGGGUUUGAGAUGCAGUUCGGAACCAAUCAUUUAGGUCCAUUUCUGCUAACACUGACUCUAUUGCCACUGCUAAAGAGUGCGCCGGUAGCACGCAUUGUGAACGUGGCGUCAGGUUAUCACGAAAUCGGCAAAAUUCAUUUUGAUAACAUUAACCUCAAGAACGGGACCUACGAUCCCGAGAAAGCCUACUGUCAGAGCAAAUUGGCCAUGGUACUUUGCACCAGGGAAAUGGCCCGUAGGCUGGGCACAGAGAGUAACGUGAAGUGCUAUGCCCUCAAUCCCGGUGUAAUUAAAACUGAUCUCCAAAGGCAUCAGAAUUACAGCCAAACGAUGAUGAAUAUGAUGUUUCUGACACCUGAAAUGGGAGCACAAACUACACUGUAUUGUGCCCUAGAUGAGAAACUGGAUAAUGAAUCCGGCUUUUAUUAUGAUUUUAGAUAA
Messenger RNA from Medioppia subpectinata, 639 nucleotides. Lineage: Eukaryota; Metazoa; Arthropoda; Arachnida; Sarcoptiformes; Oppiidae. The record is from the annotation of a GenBank genome assembly.